Pediculus humanus corporis (human body louse) is the source of this 576-nucleotide messenger RNA. RefSeq names its product ras, putative. Gene Ontology annotation, biological process: Ras protein signal transduction. The transcript has 7 exons. Gene Ontology annotation, cellular component: plasma membrane. Gene Ontology annotation, molecular function: GDP binding; GTPase activity; GTP binding. The coding region runs from base 1 to 576 and encodes 191 amino acids. The record is from RefSeq and is a predicted model, not a curated record. NCBI's taxonomy places the organism in Eukaryota, Metazoa, Arthropoda, Insecta, Psocodea, Pediculidae.
AUGACAGAGUACAAACUCGUUGUUGUAGGAGCUGGUGGUGUUGGAAAGAGUGCCUUGACAAUACAGCUUAUACAAAAUCAUUUUGUGGAUGAAUAUGAUCCAACAAUUGAGGAUUCCUAUCGCAAACAAGUGGUUAUUGACGGAGAGACAUGUCUGUUGGAUAUAUUGGACACGGCAGGUCAAGAAGAGUACAGUGCCAUGAGGGAUCAAUACAUGAGAACAGGGGAGGGCUUUCUUUUGGUUUUUGCCGUUAACAAUACUAAAUCUUUUGAAGAUAUUAGCAUCUAUAGGGAACAAAUAAAAAGAGUUAAAGAUGCAGAAGAAGUGCCUAUGGUUUGUGAUCAUAAAAAUUGUGAUUUGCAAAGGUCCCUAAAUAAAAACCAGGCACAGGAUAUGGCAAAGCAAUAUGGUAUUCCCUUCGUUGAAACUUCAGCAAAGACAAGACUUGCAGUUGAUGAUGCUUUUUAUACACUUGUUAGGGAAAUACGUAAAGAUAAGGAACAAAAAGGAAAGGAUAAAAGAAAGAAACCUUUACUGCGGAUAGGAAAUUGUAGAAAAUUUUGUUUGAUUUUGUAA